AUGGUAUCUUACAUGAAGAAAUCCCUUAGUAUACUUGCAGGAUUCGGGAAUAGUGAUCUUUUACCGCCUGAGGAAUAUAUAUCCGCAACAUAUGAUUGUACAGGUUGUUCAAAUCCUUGUUCUGAGCAUAAGUCAUAUCCAUCUUAUUUAAAUAUUGAGAUGGAUAUGCCUAUUUUGGGGUCUGUAAAGCCAUACGGUCGACAUGUUCUGAUUGCUACAGGAGUUACUGAUUGGCCUAAAAAAAUCCAAUAUGAAAGAGAUACCUUUGCCUACAGCUUAUAUCAAGCUGAAUGCAAUAAUAAGUCAGUAUAUCCUUGGAAAAACUUAGUGACAAAUGCAUCGUUUGUUUCCACUUAUUCAACUGUCCCCAAUAGUUGUGAUGUCCUGAUUUUUCCAGAUAAUAUACUUAUUUCUAAUGUUACAUCAGAGAAAGCUAAUGAUUUCUACAACCUAUUUCUUGCAACUCCUUUACCAAAACAAGCAGUCGAUAUUGAAUUGCUGAAGAAAGAUAGUCGUAUAGGUGAAAUGAAUAUUUAUAAAUGUCCAUACAAGUCACUUUUGUUGCUAUGUUCACAUAAAAGAAGAGAUAAACGAUGUGGAGUGACUGCACCUAUUUUAGCACAGGAAUUCGACCAUGUGUUACGGGAAAAAGACUUGAGUGAACAGGAUGCUGCUGUUAUCAUGGUUAGUCAUAUAGGAGGUCAUAAAAUUGCAGGUAAUGUCAUUUGUUAUAUAAAUGAAGGUGCUCGUGGUAUUUGGUAUGGUCGAGUCAAAACUUGCCAUUGUCGUCUAAUAGUUGAGGAAACCAUUAUAAAAGGAAAAGUAAUCAAAGAGAUUUAUAGAGGAGCUAUGGACAAUAGUUUUGAAAAUCAACAAAAGAGGUCAAUCUUUAAAUGGUAG
This is a messenger RNA of Cokeromyces recurvatus, 900 nucleotides long. RefSeq names its product Sucrase/ferredoxin-like-domain-containing protein. The coding region runs from base 1 to 900 and encodes 299 amino acids. The record is from RefSeq and is a predicted model, not a curated record. NCBI's taxonomy places the organism in Eukaryota, Fungi, Mucoromycota, Mucoromycetes, Mucorales, Mucoraceae. The transcript has 3 exons.